AUGAUACCGAACAAGCCAAGUGAUGAUAAGAUAAAGAUGCUUCACGAAAGGCUCACUGCCUUGGAGAUGACCCAAAAACCUACAAAGCCUCGAAAAGGCGAAUCGCUGGCAUUUCAAGUUGAUGUUAAUAAGGGACGCACGGUCGUCGUACAGGAGAGUGUGCAAGUUGCGGAAAGGAAAGAAGAUUCGAAAAAGUUACUUCCUGCGCAGGUCAAAGAAAGGGAGGGUCGAAAAGCUACCUCGAGCGAAGAAACAGACGAGCAAUAUUUCGGACGCUUGGUUCUUGAAACAAGUGAAACGAAGCAGAAAGCAAAGGAUCGUAUGCUGUUAUCGAGCGUUGAAAANGCAGUCGAGAGACAAAAGCCAUCGGAGGACCGUCAGAAUCAGCUACAGAGGAAAAGAACUUCCAGCGACAGAGAACCAAUCGCCAUGGUCUGUUCGACUGAGCCUCCGAUUAGUUACAAAAAAGGCAGAAUUAGUGUGACAAUUCAUCCAAGUGUAGAAAGUCGGUCCAAAGAAUUGUGCCGAGGAAUCUAUGCGAUGGAGUCUGUCCUUUCCAAGUACCCCUACAGGAAAAUAGUCCAGUGGUCUACGGGAAUUCAGUCAAGAAUCGAAUGCAUCUUCUGUGGAUCCAUGGGAACCCAUGAUUCGGACUCGUGUCCUACAGUCGUUGUAUGCGAGGCUGCAACUAGCCAUGGCCGCCGGCAGAUGCCUACGGUGUUUGAAACUUCACAAGGGUGCAUGCACGUCAAAAGAAGACGGCUGUCGGUACUGCCGGCAACUUCACGAGACUCCGUUCGAAGACAUCAUACCGCUGUAUCGCCACCAUCGUGCCCUUUGUCCGGUGCCCGACGCUAA
Molecule: messenger RNA, 858 nt
Organism: Haemonchus placei
Lineage: Eukaryota; Metazoa; Nematoda; Chromadorea; Rhabditida; Trichostrongylidae
Source: the annotation of a GenBank genome assembly